Messenger RNA from Salvelinus sp. IW2-2015, 2587 nucleotides. Its product is annotated as MORN repeat-containing protein 5. The record is from RefSeq and is a predicted model, not a curated record. NCBI's taxonomy places the organism in Eukaryota, Metazoa, Chordata, Actinopteri, Salmoniformes, Salmonidae.
CUCAUGCUGUAAAACCGUCCAGCUCCAAGUGAACGGCACAAAUCCAUAUAUGGCAAUGGUCUAUUUGCACAUAGUUAGUUUUGCAUACUAAGUCUUGCAUAGUUCUUUUUCUUUCGGUAUGUUGCGUUGAAAGUGUCUAAUAUUGCGUUGAUUCGAUCACCAUUCCCACAUUAAAGGGAAACGUUGACUUGAUAGUGUUAACUAAUGGGGGAAAUUCAAGAAAGUUGAGUAAAAUUCAAUCUCGUUUUUCUUCUGCGCUGCAGUCCAUGGGGAGCUGCGCAGCCGCCGGCAGUUUAGAGGGAACAUUGGAUUCAAGUAUUGUGUUUACAAGGCUUAUUAUUUUCUAAGACAAGAGACAACAUGCUAGUCUUCUUUUAUCAUAAUACACUUCAUGCGAGGAAAUUUGAAAAAAAGAGACACGGCACUAGUUUCCCGUUUCCAUGGCGACGUUGUCAAACAACCUGCUUGCUGCAGAAACCAGACAGCCGUUAGCUAAGCUAACCUCUGUUUUUCAUUGUAACUUCAUAAAAUAGCAAAUAUGGAGUUCACAGGUAGCAGUUACACUGGAGCCUUCAAGAAUGGCAGGAUGGAGGGAGAAGGAGAGUAUAAAUUCCCCACAGAGACAAGAUAUGUUGGGGAUAUGAAGGAUGGCAUGUUCCAUGGAAAAGGUGUUCUCUAUUUUCCAAAUGGAAGCAAAUAUGAAGGAACUUGGGAGAAAGGGAUAUCCAAACAGGGAAAGUAUACCUUCUCUGAUGGGCUGGAGUACCAGGAGAAGGACUGGGAGUUCUGUGAUGGUUAUGACAGACAGUUCUACACUGAGAGGUGCAAUGGACUCAAACCUGCAGGGGAGUCCCAGCUGACAGACCUGGACCCGCCGCGUGUCAUCCCAGAUGGCUGCUAUGACUGUGGGGACGGCUUCUACGACCCCAAAACCAGGGUUAUCACUGACUAUGAGCAUCACUUCCUGCGGAACGCAGAUGACUAUGAACGGGAGUGGAUUGUGUCCACUUGUCGGAAGAGCUGGGAUGAGAUCGUUGGACAUUCACCUGACAACUAGGCUGAAUUUCAGAACUGGACAUUGAGUUGAGGGGCCUGAGCAGCUGCUGAGUUAAAGGCAGCUAAUUUAUGGAAUGUUUAACUGUAUAGGCUACCUGUGAAUAAUAUUUUGUGAAAUAUGGAAUAUUCCACAUUUUCGUUAUUAUAAAUAUAUAUGAUUUUAACAGAUGCAUAAAAAACAUCGGUAGGUUUAUUUCAGAUGCAGAAAAACACAGCGAGGCGCAUGUAAUGUAGCCAGCCUAUACUGAAAUGAAACGUGAUAAAGAUCGAAAAAGAUGCUAACGCUUCAAACAUUUUCAUGCAGAAUGAGGAAAAAAACAUUUUGGAUUUGUAACUUGUAAAGCCAUUUGUUUACGUGUAAUGUUUGUCCUUUUAAUUCUCUGCAUGGUGCUAAAAUGGUUGUGCUGCCAGUGUAAUCAGUGUCAGAUUGUUCUCUCAAGUGUCCUGAAAGACUGCAGGUAGCAGCCUAAUGGAUGCAAAUCAACAUGAGAGAUGACUUCCUGUUAUACGUGCACUAUAUCCACCAGCAUAAUAUACAGUUGUUAUAGGCUUUGUUCCAGUUGUAGUCUUAUAUUGAGAUAUAUCUUGUCUGUCUGUACAAAAACACACCAAAAUUCUAAACCCCAAAAUCGAACAUGCAUUCAACUAUAGAAAGAAAUCUCAAUAUAAGGCUUUGGCUCCGGUAAUUGUAUUUUCUACUAUAAUGCUGUAUUUUUGGGGGCCAUAUUUCUAUAGUUUUAUGCAUGUUCGAUUUUGAGGGUUUUACAUUUGUGUGUUUUUGUACAGACAGACAAGCAUAUAUUCUGAGUGAGACGUUAUGUGUGCCUCAGCGAAAGCUGCCCUUUGAAACAGAACCCAGAGUAGGGGAUCAAUCUCAUGAUGCAGCCUGACAGUGACUUCCUGUCUGUGAUGGCGCUCCGCUGGGCUCGCGGGAGGAAUCAGCAGCAGAGCGGUGGAGAAAGAGAGGAGAGGAGAGUAGUUAUUACUGCACACACUGACCCAUGAAGCGCUCACUAGCACAGCCAUCGGCCUGUGAUUGCUUCCUACCCCGCGCCGGGCACACUCGCACGCACACACACACAACCAGGCAAACCCAGGCUUAAGGAAAAUUCAAACACACCAGAAUAACUCCGAGGCCUAUAAAAAUGUACAAUGCAUGAUGCAUAUAGCGUAGCAUGUGCAGACACAGUUAUCCAGCAGGAUCACUUAACCUCUAACACAGAUUUCAUAUUUCAAGAUCUAUUUUUAAAUUGGCUCCUCUGUGUGUGUGUGCGCGCGUGUGUCCUUUAUUGAUUGUUUGGUAUAAGGAGGUUAAAGUGCUUGCAUCAAAUUGUUGUGGUCCAACUGAAAUUAUUWWUUUUUUUAAAUACAAAUUUUACAUUUUAAAGUCAAUUUUAUUGCAUUUAGUACACAAAACACAGUCAAUCAAAUAAACCUUUGUUUCAUUUUUUAUAAAACAAUACAAUUUUGACAUUUUCUGAGAAAAAAAGUGCUUACAGACUAUUGUCUCAAUAAAUACAAGAACAUUGAA